Messenger RNA from Aspergillus uvarum CBS 121591, 857 nucleotides. Its product is annotated as Rpp14/Pop5 family protein. The transcript is spliced from 2 exons. Gene Ontology annotation, molecular function: ribonuclease P RNA binding. NCBI's taxonomy places the organism in Eukaryota, Fungi, Ascomycota, Eurotiomycetes, Eurotiales, Aspergillaceae. The coding region runs from base 249 to 857 and encodes 202 amino acids. Gene Ontology annotation, cellular component: ribonuclease P complex. The record is from RefSeq and is a predicted model, not a curated record. Gene Ontology annotation, biological process: tRNA 5'-leader removal.
CAGGUUUAUCGUCGGUUCAGUCCAGAGCUCAACCAUAGCUUGAGGUGUAGACGCGCAACAAACCUCGAUACCACCAACCAAGCAAGGAGGUCUACUGUUCAAAUCGAGCACAACACUCCGCGACCCCAGCUCCGUCCAAUCCCAAGCUCAAACUCCCACUCCAACCUCUACAGUACCCCACCAUCACUCCAACAUCCAUCGAUCUACAGCACCACCGCGAAACCACCUCCCGGUACCACCAAAAGAAAAUGGUCCGCAUCAAACACCGCUACCUCCUCCUCGACAUCCUCUACCCCGACCCGACCACCUGGCCCCGUAAGCCUGUCUCUGGAUCAUCCUCGUCAUCGACCCCGCAACUGCAAAUCCACGCGCCCACCUCCGACGCCCUGACCCCGAGCCUGCUGGCCAAAUUGGUCCGCGAACAGGUCGCCGAGUUAUUCGGUGAUUGGGGCGUCGGUCGGCUGGGCGGCGCUGGUGCUGGUGGUGUUAGUGUCAAAUACCUCUCCCCGGCUACAUCCACCGCGAUUAUCCGGUGUCCCCGUGCGUCGUUCCGGUUGGUGUGGAUGGCGUUGACGUGUUUGGAGGCCGUGCCUGAUAUGAAUGGCGCGGGACGGAAUGCGGUGUUGACGCGACGGUGCGUGGUGCGCGUUGUGCGGGUGUCCGGGACGAUGCGGAAGGCCGAGGAGGAGGCGAUUCGGCGGGCGAGGCGGGAGAUUUUGAAAGUUCGUGGCGGUGUUGACGAUGCUGGUGUUUUGGAGGGGUUGGUGGGGGGCUUUGCGGAGGGGGUUUCGGGAGGGAACGAUGAUGGUCUUGAUGUUGAUGUUAUGGAUGAGGAUUUGAGUGAUGACGGUUUGUGA